Messenger RNA from Cavenderia fasciculata, 3144 nucleotides. It is a transcript of the gene ctr9, whose product is annotated as RNA polymerase II complex component. NCBI's taxonomy places the organism in Eukaryota, Evosea, Eumycetozoa, Acytosteliales, Cavenderiaceae. Gene Ontology annotation, molecular function: RNA polymerase II complex binding. The record is from RefSeq and is a predicted model, not a curated record. Gene Ontology annotation, cellular component: Cdc73/Paf1 complex. The coding region runs from base 1 to 3144 and encodes 1047 amino acids. Gene Ontology annotation, biological process: regulation of DNA-templated transcription; RNA processing. The transcript is spliced from 5 exons.
AUGACAAGUUCAUAUAACAACUCAUCAUCAUAUUCAUCUUCAUCUUAUUCAUCAUCUACAACCACUGCUCCUUCUUCUUCUUCUUCUUCCUCAUCCUCAUCACCAAAUAUUUAUAUUCCAAUUCGUGGAUCUGAAAGAUAUGUAUCAGUAUCAUCUGACAAUUUACCAAGUGUAAAGGAUGUCAUUGAAAUAUUAAGAGGUGAAGUUGCACCACUUGACAUUUGGUUACAAAUAGCUAUUGAAUAUUAUAAACAAAAUCAUAUAGAUGACUUUAAGACAUUACUUGGGAUUGCAUUGGAUCCAGCAGCAGAAGAGUUUUACAAGGAUUCAAAGUUUGAAAGAAUAGCCAUGUUGAAUGCAAUGGCAUCAUACUAUACACAGCUGGGUAAUGUUGAAAAGGAUAAAGGUAAAAAGGAAGACUAUUACCAAGAAGCAACCUAUAGAUUCACAAAGGCCGAUCGUAUUGAUCCUCGUCAGCCUCUAACUUUUAUCGGCAAGGCUGCACUCUUGUUGGCCAAGGGUGAGGUUGAUCGUGCUGCUCUCAACUUUCAACAAGCUCUCUCUGCUAGUAGUAAUACUCACAAUUCAAAUACUUCAACAACUUUACCUCUUUUCCCUGCUAAAUUGGGUUAUUCAUGUGUAUUAUUUAAUAAAGGAGAAAUUAAUAAAGCAGUUGAAUCAUUACAAAAGUUAUUGAUACAGAAUCCAGUGUCUGCAUCGGUCCGUUUGGGAUUGGGAUACUGUUUCUACAAGUUGGGCAAGAUCGAGGCGGCCAAAAAGGCAUUCCAAAGAGUAUUGGAGAUUGAUUUGGACAAUGUAGAUGCGUUGGUGGCGUUGGCAACAAUCCAUACCAAUCAAGGUGACAUUGACACUGGCAUGAAACUUAUUGUUCAGGCGUACGAGUUGGCACCCAACAAUCCAAUCGUACUCAACCAAUUGGCCAACCACUUUUUCUACAAGGGUGAUUAUACCAAGGUACAUGCCUUGGCACAGGCAGCCAUGUCCAACACUGACAUUAACCAAAUCAAAGCAGAGGCUAGUUAUAUCAUUGCCAAGGCAUACCAUGCUACUGACAAGUGGAACGAAGCUCUUCAAAACUAUCAUCAAGCAACCCUCAAAUCACCCGAUUUCUACUUGGCCCAAUUUGGUCUUGGUCAAGUCUACCUUCACAACAACGACUAUGAAAAGGCUGUCGGUUGUUUUGAAGCAGUUUUGGAAAAACAACCAGAAAACUACGAAGCACUUCAAAUCCUUGGUAGUCUCUACAAAGUAUCAUCACAAUCGAAAAACAUUGAAAAAAUCAAAAAUGUCCUAAUGAAAACAACUCUAUUAAAUCCAAAUGAUUCUUCAAAUUGGUUAGAAUUGGCUCAAUUAUUAGAAUCUUCUGAUGUUUCUUCUUCUCUUGAUGCAUAUGAAAAAGGAAUUAAUUUAUUAAAAAAAGAUGGAAUUGAAAUAUCAACUGAAAUAUUAAAUAAUAUGGCAGUAUUAAAUCAUAGAAAGGGAUCAUUUUCAAAUGCAGAGAAAUUGUAUCUCAAGGUGAUCGAAGCAUCUGGUCAUAAAUUGGAGGAUUUCAAGGCUGUUAAUAUCACCACGACCUAUAAUCUUGCUAGAUUGUACGAAUCGAUGAAUAAAUUUGAUCAGGCUCGUCAACUGUACAAGGGAAUCAUCAAGGAACAUCCCAACUAUAUGGAUUGUUAUCUUAGACUUGGUGCCAUUGCCAAGAGUGAAGGCAACAGCUAUGAAAGUGGAGAAUGGUACAAGGAAGCACUCAACAUUGACCCCAACUCGCCAGAGACUUGGUCACUCUAUGGUGCACUCCACCUCUCCAACGAGCAAUGGAAUCAUGCUCAGAAAAAGUUUGAACAAAUCCUCGAGGUUGUCAACAAGAAUGAUCCAUAUGCCAGUAUUGCAUUGGCCAAUAUCUAUUUCAACGCCAAGUAUCAGUACCCUGAAAAGUCGGAAAAGUAUCUCUCUAUUGCUGAAUCAUUCUACUCUAGAAUCUUGUCUCGUCACAAUGACAAUAUCUAUGCUGCCAAUGGUUUGGGUAUGGUCGCUGCCGCCAAAAACAAUCUCCUCCUUGCAACUGAAAUCUUUAUUCAACUUCGUGAAUCUGCUAUCGAUGUUUCAACCAUAUCAGUUAAUUUGGCUCAUGUUUACAUGUCUAGAAAUUUAUUUGAUAAUGCUAUUAAAUUGUAUGAAGGAAGUUUAAAAAAAUGUAAUAAUACUAAAGAUAUGGAAGCAAUUUAUGGAUAUUUAUCAAAAGCAUAUUUCUUGGCACGUCGUUAUCAAGAAUGUAAACAAAUAUUGAAAAAGGCAAUUCAUUUUUCACCAUCGAAUCUUGCACUUUGGUACAACUUGGCAUUGGCCAUUGAAUCUCAAUCGAUGGCCAUUUUGGAGAAACCAAACAAAUCUCUUCCAGAGGUUGCAAGUGUCAAUAGAGAGGUUGUAUAUGCUCGUCAUUUAUUGAUGAAUCUUGUCUCUCAAAAAACUCAAAAACCAAAUUACGAUGUUAAAAGAUGUAAAACUCAUUUAUUAUCUUUGACUGAAUUGGCAAAAAAGGUAGGAGAGGAAUUAAAAUCAUUGGAAGAUUUGGAAACUGAAAAUGCUAAAAAGAGAGAGAGUGCUGCGGUUGAGGCUAAAAAGAGAGCCGAUGAAAGAGAAAGAGAGGAAAAGGAACAAGAAGAGGCCAAAAAGGCAAAGGAGGAAGAACAUCAACGUAUGGCCGAGGAAUAUCGUGCCAGUUGGAAUGCCGCCAGAGCAGACAAGGAAAGAGAAGAAAAAGAUGAAGACUAUGGAAGUGCCAAAAAGAAAAAGAGAGGUGCCGAAGAAUCAAGUGACGAAGAAUACACUGUCGAUAAAAAGGAGAAAAAGAAGGCCAAAAAGGAGAAAAAGAAAGAAAAGAAGGAAAAACGAAGAGAAAAAAGAGAUAAAAAGAAAAAAGAAAAACAACAAAAGGAAGGAAAGGAAGGAGAAGAAGAUGAUGAAGAAGGAGAAGAAAAGAAAUCUAGAGAUUCAAGUGAUCAAGAAGAAAAUGAUCAAAAGGAUCAAGAAAUGGAUAAACAAGAAGAACAAAAAGAUACAAGUAAACCAUCUGAUACAAAGGAUGAUGAUGAUGAUUUAUUUGGUAGUGGUGAUGAACUUUAA